Klebsormidium nitens is the source of this 1941-nucleotide messenger RNA. The record is from the annotation of a GenBank genome assembly. Lineage: Eukaryota; Viridiplantae; Streptophyta; Klebsormidiophyceae; Klebsormidiales; Klebsormidiaceae.
GGGGCCAUACAAAUGCCAAUGGUGCAAGCUCAACCUUCAAAGUCGAUCAGAGGAGCUUGCAGAGGAGCUUCUUGUAACUGACAACCAGCAAGAUGCAGCGAUUCACCCUGCCCCAGGCGGGCCAAGCUCACGGAAGCAUCCUGAACAGACUCUGGCGGAGCCUCCAGGCGGGGGUGCAGAGCACAACUGAUGCGGAAGGUGCAUUGGCAAACUUGGUGGGCGCCCAUGACGCCCAUGCCAGCUCGGCUCAAUCCUGCUGUCCACUUGCCUCCUCACCUAAGCAGAGGGCCGGAGGGAUCCCCCAAACUUCCCGCCCAUCGAACGUCCCCCAUGCUUUCUUCCCACCUGCACACGCACGGGGGUUUGCCGCUACAGCAGCGACCAACAGCGCGUUUCCUGAGGCGUUCGAUGCGCAGAUGGAGACGGAAAGCAGCGACGGAUGCCCGGCAUCGUUGGAAGAGUACAACGACGUCCUAAGGAACCUGUCACGAAACACGAGGAUCGACGAGAUUCGCGAUGUGUACGACGACCUGACCCUCGACGGCAUCGCGCCAGAUCGCUCCACAUACCACACGACGAUCGGCGCCUGCAUGCGCGCAAGGUCUCUCCAAGACGUGCUCUUCUUCUACGACCGGAUGAUGAUGCAGGGCCUCAUUCCCGAUGCGACGCUCUUCCACGUGAUCCUGAAGGCGUGCACGCGCGCGCGCGCGCCCAAGAAAGCGUUCGAGAUCGCGGACGAGAUGGAGGCGGUUGGCACGCUCGCCACGACCAAGACGUUCCAGCACCUGCUCGUCGUGUGUGCCAAGGCGGGCCAAGUUGACUUGGCGAACGACGUGGUGACCAAGAUGAAGUCCAAGGGCUUGGUGUUGAACAAAUUUCACUACGCGGCACUGAUCGAGGCCAUCGCCAACCAGAAGCCGCACCCCGGCAGGGACACCACCGGAGCAGCGAUGUUGCGAAUGUUCGACGAGGCGCGCAAGAACCGCGACGCGUGGGUCGACCCGUACGAGGGGGUCUCCCGUCGCUGGCGCGCAGGGGGCGACCACUUGGGUCCCGAAGACGACGACGAAGAAUCCGGACCCGCGCGGCCCGAUCUAGUUGUCUACAAGGCCGCCCUCAACGGGAGCAUCACGCUCUACUUUGAGCAGGGGAUACGUGCGGUUUUGGCGGCGCUGCGUGAAGACGGCGCGGAGCCGGACGGGGAGCUGAUGCACACGGCGCUCUUCGAGCUCGUCAAGGCGCGCGACUUCGACCAGGCGUGCCAGCUGCUGGACGACUUCCCCAGCUCGCCCCUCGGGGUGACGUCGUAUGACGUCAAGUUGCUGUUCACGGAGGUCGUCUUCGCGAAGCAUAUGCCGACUCUGCAGCGCUUGCUGACGCGCCAAAUGGACCCCAACGUGCGCACCUUUUUCAGCGCGCGCGACGCCAACGGCCUGCUCUCCAUGAUGGACAAGAUGCUCCGGAAGAUUGACUACACGAUGUGCGUUUCCAUGUGGGAGGUGCUUCGGGGGAUGGACAUUAAGCCGUGGCUCCCCGCCGCUAAGGACCACAUGCGCUGCCUCAUGGUGAACAAGAUUCCCGAGACGGAUCCGCACUUAACGGAGGUGAAAGGCUGGAUCGACCUGAUCCAGUCGAGGACUCUGAGCGGACAGAAUUUCCACACGCCGCCAAAGAGGCGGGUGGAAUCAGCGGAAGGACGGAAUUCGUCCAGAGAGCCUGAAGAAGCAUCUCAAUUGCAAUGACGGAAAUAGGUGCUAACGAUGAGCUCGAUGGGUCUUAAGAAGUACAGCUGGUAGCUGAAGGGAGAAUUGUUGGAUCCACGAAAGGGGAAAGCACGCUAGCGCCUUUUAAUGGACAACAAGAGACCGUUUUGCGAUAAAUGCAAAGCCCGAAGGCCGAGUUUAUGCUCCACAUUCGUUCCUAAGAGAAUCUUACGUCGCU